CUCCCGAAGAAAAUACACUUAAAAACAGUUUCGUAUGCUAAAACUUUAGAAAAAAAAAAUACACUUUCGACUUUGGUUUAGUUUGUUGUAUUAAACUCACGGUUUAGCUCCGGCGAAGUAUGGUCGUAGUCUCCAACUUCCUCCUCCAUCAGAUAAUCCGUUAGAUGGAAGAAACCAAACGAAACUCCGAUCUUCUCCGUUCUCGUGUCUUCCUCUCAGGCUUCUAUUGCUGGGACUGGGAAUUUCUCACUGCUCUCUUGCUCUUUAGUUGCUGAAUCUUUCUCCCGUUUUUUUUUCAUUUUCCAAAAAUCUUCUUUUCUCUUUCUGUCUAGAUUAUUUUUAGUUUUGUCUUUAAUUUUUUUGUUAAAAAAAUUCGCCGGUAGAUGACGGCGGUGAUGACGGCGCAGAGAUCUGUCCCGGCGCCGUUUCUAAGCAAAACGUAUCAGUUAGUUGAUGAUCAGACCACAGACGACGUCGUUUCAUGGAACGAAGAUGGAACAGCUUUUGUCGUGUGGAAAACAGCUGAGUUUGCAAAAGAUCUUCUCCCUCAAUACUUCAAACAUAACAACUUCUCAAGCUUCAUUCGUCAGCUCAACACUUACGGUUUCCGGAAAACUGUACCGGACAAGUGGGAGUUUGCUAACGACAACUUCCGGAGAGGACAGGAAGAUCAGCUGUCGGAGAUACGUCGGCGUAAGUCGGUGAUCGCCGCGGCGGGGAAAUGCGUUGUCGUUGGUUCGCCGUCGGAGUCAAACUCGGCGGGUGAUGAUCACGUAUCUAGCUCCACGUCAUCACCCGGGUCAAAGCACCCGGGAUCGGUGGAGAACAUGGUUGCUGACUUAUCCGGAGAGAACGAGAAGCUGAAAAGAGAGAACAAUAGUUUGAGCUCGGAGCUCGCGGCGGCGAAGAGGCAAAGGGAUGAGCUCGUGGCGUUCUUGACGGAGCAGAUGAAAGUGGGACCGGAGCAGAUCGAUCUUAUGAUCAAAGGAGGGAAGCUCAAACCGGCGAUGGAGGAAGAGAGUGACUGCGAAGGUUGCGGCGGAGACGGUGGAGCCGCCGUGGAGGAGGAGAAGGGGGUGGUAGGUGAAGGGUUGAAACUGUUUGGGGUGUGGGUGAAAGGAGAGAGAAAGAAGAGGGGCCGGGAUGAGAAGAAUUUCGUGGUGGGUGGGUCCCAUAUGACUGAGAUAAAGAACGUGGACUUUCACGCGCCGUUGUGGAAGAGCAGCAAAGUCUGCAACUAAACAAGGAAAAGAAGACUUGUAAGAGACUGUUUCAAACAAGCGUGUGACACGUCAUUCACAAAAGAAAGCUGCUGCUUUUAAUAAUUUUCCGUAAGGAAGAUUAGUGUUUUUAUUUUUAUGUUGAAAGUGAAUUUUCAUGUAUUAUAUACUUUUAUUAGUAGUGUAUUACGGUUGGAAAAAAAUAAGACAGACGUUUCAGAUUUUA
This is a messenger RNA of Eruca vesicaria subsp. sativa (arugula), 1446 nucleotides long. NCBI's taxonomy places the organism in Eukaryota, Viridiplantae, Streptophyta, Magnoliopsida, Brassicales, Brassicaceae. The record is from the annotation of a GenBank genome assembly.